Molecule: messenger RNA, 408 nt
Organism: Hydatigera taeniaeformis
Lineage: Eukaryota; Metazoa; Platyhelminthes; Cestoda; Cyclophyllidea; Taeniidae
Source: the annotation of a GenBank genome assembly
AUGAGCAAUCCAAAUAUCAUCUCGACCAGCGAUGGUUCAAAGCAGCUUAUUACCUUCAAUAAGACUCAGCAGAAGAUUGUGCGUCAAAACGUCCGUUCGGAAGAUGAAUAUCUGAGCCACAUUGGUAGUAUCAUCCAGCGUGACUUUUUUCCUGAUUUGGCUGAACUGAAAGGCGAGGCCCCAGCUGAUGAAAUCGUUGAGGGCUCCGAAACUCCUCCUGGCCCCCCUACACAAAAUCCUCAGCGUGAUGCUACAGCGGUCCGACUGGACACAUAUCUUGCGAAUAACACUACAGAAGACAACGCCUCUUUCAUAGAAAUCAUAGAAGAAUCUGAAAGAAAGCGAGAAGCGAAGUUGGCUAAAUUUUUUCCUUCAAGAUCUUUUGAUUCCAGUUUGUCGGUGAGCUGA